Messenger RNA from Suillus bovinus, 885 nucleotides. RefSeq lists its product as uncharacterized. The record is from RefSeq and is a predicted model, not a curated record. The coding region runs from base 1 to 885 and encodes 294 amino acids. Lineage: Eukaryota; Fungi; Basidiomycota; Agaricomycetes; Boletales; Suillaceae. The transcript has 4 exons.
AUGUCCCAUCCUUCGAAAAACUCCCUUCAGUCUAAACCACACGGUGAUGACCUGACACAUGCAAUUGCAAAAUCUCUAUAUAUACUCCCAACCGAUGAACAGGAGCGUAAAAGACUGGAAGUUCAACAUGAAGUCCUUCGAAACGCAUUCGGGGGCCGUAUUGUCUUUGCUCCAAUUGAGCUGCACGCAGGAGACAAUAUACUCGAUAGCGGAGCUGGAUCAGCAACCUGGCUCCUUGACUGCUAUAACGCCAACAAGGACGCUACCUUCCGUGGGAUCGAUUUAAAGACGGAUAUUUUUCCAGAGCUCGAUGAUAUACAAAAGCAACAUAUACAGUUGGGGACGGGGAACGUUCUACAGCUACCGAACGGUUGGACCAGCAAUUUUCAGCUAGUGAACCAGAGACUCCUUAUCGCAGCGUUAUCCAAAGAGAAUUGGAACACAGCUGUGGAGGAAAUUUUCCGUGUCCUUGCUCCAGGAGGCUGGGUGCAGCUCGUCGAAGCUAGUCAUUGUGUAGCUGGAGAGGCAACGCAAAGGCACUUUUCGAUGCUUCAGGACCUCUUUGUUAAAAGAGGUCUAUUGCUCAAUUGUGUCGAGCAUAUUCCGAAUAUCCUCAAAAGCGCCGGGUUUGACAAAAUCACGACACAGCGUCUUGAAAUUAGCCUUGGAGGUGGGGACGACGAGGACGAGAUGAAAGCUAAAGCUCGAGAGAGUUUCAUUGGUGUCUACAAGGGAAUGCAAACUCCGGUAGUAAGGAUGGGGAUUCGAACAGAGGGUGAAUUUAUAGAGUUGGUGGAAGAUCUAGAAAUGGAAUGGGAGAGCAACGCUCAGUCAAAGGUUAUCUUCUACGCUUUUACCGCCCAGAAACCGACCGUGUCGGUUUGA